This is a messenger RNA of Colletotrichum higginsianum IMI 349063, 1122 nucleotides long. RefSeq lists its product as uncharacterized. NCBI's taxonomy places the organism in Eukaryota, Fungi, Ascomycota, Sordariomycetes, Glomerellales, Glomerellaceae. The transcript is spliced from 2 exons. The record is from RefSeq and is a predicted model, not a curated record. Bases 1 to 1122 code for a protein of 373 amino acids.
AUGGGCGACAUCGUCCGUCCGCUCUUUUGCCGCACCCGCGCUGCAAGAAACCCGUCGUCUCAAUCUGGAAUCUUGCCAACACGGGCCAGGUCGCGCCAUGCUGGGCUGGAUGGGCUGGGUUUCCAGGGCCAUUCAUGGCACAUUGGCACCAGGCACACAACAUUAGCCACUUCAGCCGAACAUCUUAAGCCCAUGGGCCCGGGUGUUAUAGCUAUUACCAUCGUCCGAUCAGAUGCAAGUGGCUCCCCUCCUCCCCUCGGUCACCAGAGCUGGCAGAGCAUCGCUGCUGUUGCUGCUGCUGCUGCUGGACCCCCCCCCGGUCCAAACCCGUUAUCCACAUCCAAAUCCACACCCAAUACCCACGUCCGUCCGCCUUCUCACCCGCCACACACAAGCCGGGGCCUAGGGCCUGUCGGUAGCAGCAGCAGCAGCAGCAGCAGCAACGGCGGAGGCGGCGAAGGGCAAGCUCGAUACCAUGGCAUGCCUACCCGCCUGGCAUGGCAUGGCAUGGCACAUGAGCUGCUGCUGCGGCUUUUCUCUCGAGUCGGCGAGAGCCUUAAACCAUGCAUCGGGUCCCCCUCCCCCUUCGACAUUUCCUUCUCCACUGCGACUGUACAGAGUACCUCAGUCCGAAUACCUACCUACUGUACCCCCCCCCCCCCCCCCCCCCCCCUAAUCCAGCUCGUCUUCCUCGACACCACCGUUCAGGUACUGGGUACCCUCGACCCUCUCUCGUUGGGCGAGCGAGAGCCGUUGUCCCCAUCGUGGGCGCCGCUGCCCGUCCUGGUCCUGCCCCUGGCCCUGCACCUCUUCCUCCUCCUCCUAACGUCCGUCCAGUCCAGUCCGGAUCCAGCCUCGACAUUUCUCCGUGUGCAUGGCACGUACCCUUCGGUAUUAAUUCCACCUCUGCCAAACCAAGGAGCAAGGGUUUCCCGACCAGGAUGGCUUAUUACAACCACGGGUAUCCUUCAGACUCGCCAUACACUACGAUACAUGACGGGGGCCUGUCAGUUCCAGGCCCAGCAACGCCUCCCAGUCGAUCGACCCCGCCAUACUAUCAGCCGGCACACCCUCAAAUUUAUACAAUAUAUGAUCGAUCCUGCCUCGUGGGACCUGGGGUAG